UGAACACGCUCGGGAUUUGAGUUUUCGAUGCAGCCCCUGUGACAGCGCAAAUCGCACGGAGAGUUUUCACGGUGUAGCCGAAUUUUUCGUGAAGUUAUUUCUCGUAUGCUUUUCAAGUCCAUACGUCGAUAGCGGUGUCGCGGUGCACGUAAAAUGGGUCAAAUUGAAUGCCUAAUUUGAAAAUUUCGGGUGCAGUACGACGUAGUGACUGGAGUGAAGUAAUUACGUGUCGUUGAACUGUCAAAAGAGAGGAUGUGUCAGCUUUCCGAUUCCUUUCCUACAUCGGUUCGUUCGGUGAAUUUUGCAAAACUGAUGCACACAAUUUUCAAUUUGAUGUAAACGGGAAAAACUCAGGAACUCUACUUGCCUACUAUAGUUUAUAAGGCGAAAAUGUCUUUUGUGAGUGGCACGACGGGCAGCGAGGCUGCACAAAAAUUCCUGGAGGUUCUGCAGUCGGACUUCCGCAUUCUGGCACAAGAAACGAAGAAGAAAUAUCCGCAAAUUAAAGAAUCAUGCGAAGAAGCAAUAUCGAAACUAAACACAGCAGGGGCCAGUCAGCAGACCCCAGUAUAUUACGUGGUAAAUCAAAUCUUAUAUCCCCUCGUUCAGGGAUGUGAAACCAAAGAUAUUAAAAUAAUAAAGUUCUGUUUGGGAAUGAUGCAACGGCUGAUAACGCAACAAGUAGUUGACCAGAAAGGCGCACGAUAUAUAACAGACGCUUUGUGGAUGCUUAUGGAAUACGGGCUCGAAGAAGUGAAAGUGUUGCAAACUAUUACAUUACUGUUAACAACAAACUCCGUAGUUCAUGGUGAAACGUUGGCGAAGACUUUAGUACUAUGCUUUAGGCUACACUUUACAAAGGACUCAACAAUAGUAAAUACAGCAGGAGCUACUAUACGUCAACUAGUUUCUCUGGUGUUUGAGAGAGUCGUAACAGAACAAGCUACCAGUAGCACUGACGAAGGAAAUGCAAAAGCAAACAAUGCAGUGGAGCAACAUUCGCAAAACAGUUCAUCUGGUGUUGAUAUAAAAAAUCUCAAACCAUGUGCUGCAGAUGCAUUCCUCUUAUUUCAAGAUUUAGUGCAAUUAGUGAAUGCCGAUCAGCCAUACUGGCUGCUAGGAAUGACUGAGAUGACAAGGACCUUUGGCUUAGAACUUUUGGAAACGAUAUUGACUAGUUUCUCUUCUGUUUUUCAUAAGAAUCCCGAAUUCACUGUACUCCUGAAAGAACGUGUUUGCGCAUUAGUAAUAAAGUUAUUCUCACCUAAUAUAAAACAUCGAUCAUUGCCGCCAGCUGCUAUUCCAGUUGGUGCGGGUCACGACAAGCCGUAUUUUCCUAUCAGCAUGCGACUAUUGAGAUUGGUUUCGAUCUUAAUACAGAAAUACCACAGUCUGCUGGUUACAGAAUGUGAAAUUUUCCUAUCAUUGAUAGUGAAGUUCUUAGACCCAGAUAAACCGGUGUGGCAACGGGCGCUCGCCUUGGAAGUUAUACAUAAGAUGGUUGUGAAACCGGAGUUGUUGAUUUCAUUCUGUAAAUUCUACGACUUGAAGGAUCAUGCAACCAAUAUAUUCCAAGACAUGAUCAACUCUCUUGGAGCUUAUGUGCAGAGUUUGUUUAUAAACUCACAGAUGGCAAGCACGAUGGGUUUAAAUGGUCAGCCACCGGGAUCAAAUCUACCUGUAAAUCUCCCCACUGGACCAUCAGCAUCGCCUAACCUUGGAUUCAUGUUCCGUGGCGUGUGGCUGCCUAUUGUAAUCACUUUUCCCACUGGCCAGUCAAAAUCAGUCUACUUGGAGAUGUUAGAUAAAAUGGAACCGCCUUCAGUGCCCGAUGGAUACGGAAUAUCUGUUGGAUAUGCAAGUCUUCUGGAUAUUGUGAGAUCACUCUCAUUGGCAAUAAUGGGUCCAUCCACGCUGGGCGAAACAACUCAAGUUCCCUAUAAGGAUCGUGUGACAGAAGAAGACAAAGUUUUGCACUGCCAACUUAUAAAUUCCAGUUGGUGUGGACUUUUGGCCGCGUUUACGCCCCUUGUUGAUGCAGCGACGGAUGAGUCAACAACAGAAAGUAUCUUAAAAGCGAUGCAAAAUUAUGCGGCGCUCUGCGGAACUUUAGAAUUAUACACCCCGAGGGAUGCGUUUAUAACAGCAAUAUGCAAAGCGUCUUUGCCGCCACACUAUGCACUAUCUGUUUUGAAUGUUGGACAUCCAGGUGUAGGCUUUAGAUGCCAUUCGAGAACUAAUAGUCAAGAUUUAAGCGGCCAAUAUAUUAGUACAUGCGGAGAAAAUGAUUUCCGGCAGCAGGUAGUUGCAGUUGGUACACCAUUACCCACAUCUUCACUUCCUGUCGGUGCACAGCAAGGACCGGUGAUGCUCACUGCCAAAAAUUUACAAUGCAUGCGAGCAUUAUUGCAUGUAGCUCAUUGUCAUGGGAGUAUAUUGGGUACAUCUUGGCACAUUGUCUUGGCUACUCUUCAACAUUUAGUAUGGAUUUUAGGAUUGAAGCCGUCCACUGGAGGAAGCUUACAGGCUGCUCCAAAGCCAGCGAUUGAUGCUAAUGCUGGAAUACAAACGGCAGUAAUGGCAGAUUUGCCGGUGUUGUCACAAAUGCUGAGUCAACUUUUCGAAUCGAGUCAGUAUUUGGAUGAUGUAGCCCUUCAUCAUCUAAUUGAUGCGCUUUGCAAACUUUCUCAUGAAGCAAUGGAACUUGCGUAUACAAACAGGGAGCCAUCACUUUUCGCUGUCGCUAAACUGUUAGAAACGGGUCUAGUGAAUCUUCCACGAAUAGAAGUGCUAUGGCGACCCUUAACCAAUCACUUGCUAGAAGUGUGUCAGCACCGUCACAUACGCAUGCGAGAGUGGGGCGUUGAGGCAAUAACUUACUUGGUUAAAGCUGCUUUGCAACAUAAAUAUGAGACGCCAUUGAAGGAAAAUAUGGCGUUACAAACGCUUCUUCUCAACCCCUUGGCCGAACUAUCGUCAGUACCACACGGAGAUGUAAGACAACGUCAACUUGAGUGCGUUCUUCAAGCUCUGAACGGUGCUGGUGAAACUUUAUCGUACGGAUGGCCUGCAGUGCUCGGUAUUAUCGGCGCCGUGAAUGAUCAUCAUGGGGAAGCACUCAUACGAAUAGCCUUCCAAUGUUUACAAUUGGUUGUAACAGAUUUUCUACCAGUCAUGCCAUUUAGAUGUCUGCCGUUGUGUGUCAAUACGGCCGCUAAGUUUGGAUCUCAGACUCAGGAGCUGAAUAUAUCCUUGACUGCAGUUGGAUUAAUGUGGAACAUUUCCGACUAUUUUAAUCAAAAUCAAAACAAGCUGAUGCAAGCUGUUAUUGACGAUGGAUCAGUAUUACCAGAUUUUCCGGGUACUGUGAACAUGCCUCAAUUUGAUAAACUGUGGAUGUGUUUAUACGCUAGAUUAGGAGAACUUUGUGUCGAUUUGAGACCAGCUGUAAGAAAAUCAGCCGGUCAAACACUAUUUUCGACAAUAUCAGCCCACGGCAACUUACUGAACCCACCGACUUGGCAAGCUGUGCUUUGGCAAGUAUUGUUUCCACUAUUGGAUAAAGUCAGAAGUCUAUCGAGUUCGGCAAGUAAUGAAAAAGUUGACACAAGUGGCAAUAUUUUGAUACAUCAUUCGCGAAACACCGCUCAGAAACAAUGGGCUGAAACUCAAGUACUAACGUUGUCGGGAGUGUCUAGGGUUUUUAACACGAAACGUCAAUUACUGCAAAUGCUGGGUGAUUUUCCCCGAGCGUGGUCGCUUCUGUUGGAAUUUAUCGAAAGUUCAGCACUGAGCAAAAGCAAUGAAGUGUCACUGGCUGCUCUGAAAUCUUUUCAGGAAAUUUUGUACAACAAACCUGAGAAGAGUGAUAAGUCGAAAGAUACCAGUCAAACCAAUGAUGCGGACAUUUGGAAUGUUGCUUGGCAAGUUUGGCUUAAUAUCGGUACUGAAAGCACUGAACCCCCAAAACCAGAAAAUUUGCAUGAAAAUACUGAGGAACUGUAUAUUCCGAGUCAAGCAUUUUUAACGGCCUUAGUACAAAUAUUUCCCGCCUUGUUCCAACACAUCAAGACAAGAUUCACGGAACAAGGUUUGCACAAACUUUGCGUUGUCUUAAUGAAUGCUGUUGCAGUGCCAGUGCAUAGCGACGUGACACCCUACAUUACUUCGACUGCCUCUGAUUCCCUCCUGUCACCGUUGCACGACGGAGUUCUAGAAUGUAUGGAGCUUUUACAAAAAGAAGCCAUGGUCGAAUCUUCACACAUGAAAAAAAUGAUCCCUGCCAUUUUCCGUCAGCUACUUAGUUUUAGUAAGUUCGCAUGCAUUCCACCGUCAUUCGAAACGAUGGAUUCAUCUAAUAUGAAAUCGAGUCGAAUAAAUCCCAGCAAUUCAACCAUCGAAUGGGUUAGUAUGAAUUACAUUCCGUUCGGUGAGAAGGCGUUAAAUCUUUCAGUGAAAUUGUAUUUGGAAACGGCACGAGAAGAUGUUGUGAUUGAAGGACAAAUUUUACAUGAGAUAAUUAAGGCACUAAAAGUUCCGUUGUCGCUUAAAUAUAAAUGUAUGUCGUCAAGUACGUGGAAACUGGCGAUUUCAAGCCUAUUGUCAGUGUUGCAUACUGGAUUCCAGGUGGCCAGAUCAAGACCGAACUACUUUACAGGGAUGUGGACAGAUUUGUUUGAAACUCUAGAUCAAUUCCUGUUCCCCACGAGUGUAUGCACGGUGGAAGAUCGUGGAUUAGAAGAAAUUGUUUUAGACGAAACCAUAGAUUGCCAAGUGAUUGAAUUACUGCGAGAUGAAAUACUGCCUUAUUCAAAUGAAAUACCGCAUCAAUUCAUACUAAAUAUUGUUGUACUUUUAAACAAAGGAUCUAUCCAUUCAGCGACUGGAUCGAAUAUAGGUUGUGAAUCAGAUUGGAAAUUGCGUGAAAUGUUUGCAAAAGUAUGCUUCGAAACUCUACUUCAAUUCUCUCUCCUUAAUGACAGCAGCAAUAAUAAUGCAGCCACCACUCCAAAUGGUGAGAAUGGAUUUGCUGGACGUUUAGCAAUUACGGCGCUUCUGCAUCGAUUCCAAGAAGUUUUGAAACGCUUCAAUGAUGACGAACGUCAAAGCGGAAAGUGUCCAUUGCCAAGGUACAGGCUGUCUGAGAUAUCAUUCGUCCUGAAAGCUGUAGCAACCCUAAUCAUGUCCAUGAAAAAGGCUCCACCAGCAAAAGUGAAUAAAACUGCCUGGGAGCAACUUAUUGGCUUGUAUCCAUACCUAGUAGAUUGCACAACAACAACAUCAGCAGAAGUCUCACGAUCGUUGCGAGAAGCUUUACUUCAAUACACGGAGCUGCUACAGGCCCCAUCGAACGCUAGCAAUGAGUCGAUCGCAAAUGGUGUGGAGAGCGUUUGCUAAAAUCAAACGGCACGAGAAAAAUAAUUUUAUUAAUAUACACUUUAGCGAGUAGAAAAGGCAAAGAAUAAAAUCGUUUAUAACUUCAAGAGAGCUGAUAUGAAUUUCUAUACUUGUUCCUUUUCCCUCUAUUUUCAUUUGCUUGCUAAUAAUGCGUCAAGAAGUAUUGUGUACGAAUUGCUUCUAAAUAAUUGAAUCGAAACAUAUUAAAUAUGUAGUAUUGAAUGUGCAAUCUUUUGUAUAUUUAUUUGUCAUAUUUACUGUCGUCCUAUUUCUCACCUUGUUAUCUUAAUUAGUAUUGAGUUUAGUGUUGUAAUUAUGUUGUUGUAAUGUGAGUGGUAAAAAGACAUUGGGAAACCGAUUAAUGGCUGAAUCAAGUGUUAAUGGGAGUUUUUCAUUAAAUUUUAGUUAUGAAGAAUUAA
Hermetia illucens (black soldier fly) is the source of this 5816-nucleotide messenger RNA. RefSeq names its product protein MON2 homolog (gene mon2). The coding region runs from base 391 to 5397 and encodes 1668 amino acids. The transcript is spliced from 24 exons. Lineage: Eukaryota; Metazoa; Arthropoda; Insecta; Diptera; Stratiomyidae. The record is from RefSeq and is a predicted model, not a curated record.